Molecule: messenger RNA, 4719 nt
Organism: Anguilla anguilla (European eel)
Lineage: Eukaryota; Metazoa; Chordata; Actinopteri; Anguilliformes; Anguillidae
Gene: pkn3
Product: protein kinase N3
Exons: 22
Coding region: 249-3098 (949 amino acids)
Biological process (GO): signal transduction; protein phosphorylation
Molecular function (GO): small GTPase binding; protein serine/threonine kinase activity; ATP binding
Source: RefSeq, a predicted model, not a curated record
UUGAAACUCAAGCAGAAGGGCAUUUUCAGUUUGAAUGGUGUAGUGCGAGAUUGAGACAUCCUACAGAUUGUAUGUUUCUGAAAAAUUAGCCGUCAGUUAUGGCUGUUAAUUUUAGGUUUCCUCUUAUAUUUAAUUAGCUAGUUAGUUCCAUAUAUAUCUACAUUUCCAGCUGACUGGCUUAGUUAGCCAGACGGAUUCUUAACUACACAAACCAUAGCAAAGUGUUCUACUCUUCAGCUGGUAUCUGCAUGGCGGGGGUAACACUACAGGGCAGUGCCCUUAGAGGCCUAACGGAUGGCAACAUCCUGGACCCGGAGUACCAGCAGCGGCUGGAGGACGCGCGCACGCUGCUCAGGCAGGAGAUCCAGAGGGAGCUGAAGAUCAAGGAGGCGGCGGAGAGGCUCCGGCGGGCAGUCACCAGCCGGAAGAACGCGGCCGACGUGGAGGGGCAGCUGAAGGCCUCCAGCCGCAAGCUGGAGCAGCUGCACUGGGAGCUGCAGGAACUCAACGCCCGAGCUGUGGCUUUCGAGAAGGAGACCCGGAUGGAUGACCCGACCUCUCCUGACCCCUGUCGCUGGGAGGAGAGGACCACUCCACUGAUCAGCCGGAUCCACACCCUCAAAAAGCAGCUGGCCAUUGAGACCAAGGUGAAGCAGGGAGCAGAGACCAUCAUCCAGACCUAUGCUAGCAGUUCCGUCAAGGACCGGAAGAUGCUGUCCACAGCCCAGCAGAUGCUGCAGGACAGCCGGACAAAGAUCGAGCUGAUCCGCAUGCAGAUCAUCAAAGUCACGCAGGCGGGUGAGGGCGACCGGGAGGAGAGCCAUGCUGAAGCAGCGCGUCCCGCUGAGACCAUCAGUCCCCUGGAGCUGAGGGUGGCGGAGCUGCGGCACCACCUCAGGAUCGAGGCGGCCGUGGCGGAGGGGGCCAAGAACGUGGUGAAGCAGCUGGGAGGCCGCAGGGUGCAGGACAGACGCGCGCUGGCAGAGGCCCAGGCCCGGCUGCAGGAGUCCUCUCAGAAGCUGGACCUGCUGCGCCUGUCCCUGGAGCAGCGCCUCAACGAGCUGCCCCAGGACCACCCCAAACGGGCCGCCAUCAAGGAGGAGCUGUCCCUGGGCACCUCGCCCUCCCUGGGCUUCCAGCGCAACCGCCUGCGCUCCUCCUCCUCGUCCUCCUUCCUCAAGCCCUCCUCCCUCACAGGCAGGCUGGAAGUGAGGCUGAUGGGCUGCCAGGACCUGCUGGAAUCGGUGCCAGGUCGUUGCCGGGUAACCGGAGUUUCCACGGCACCCGGGAGCCCCUCGGAGGCCAAGUCCUUGAAGGUGCGGACGGGGCUGUCCGGUCGCAGCACCAACAGCAAACUCAGCAAGGCGGAGGAGGUUUCCGUGGAGAUCAGCGCAGUGCUGAAGCUGGACAACAAGAUGGUGGGACGCACCAACUGGAGGCCCCUCAGCAAUCAGGCGUGGGACCAGAGCUUUUGCAUUGAACUGGAGCGGUCCCGGGAGCUGGAGAUCGGGGUGUACUGGAGGGACUGGAGGGCUCUCUGUGCUGUUAAGUUUCUGCGCCUCGAGGACUUCCUGGACAACCAGCGGCACGGCAUGUGCCUGUAUCUGGAGCCCCAGGGCAUGCUCUUCGCUGAGGUGACCUUUGUCAACCCAGUUAUUGAGCGGCACCCAAAACUCCAACGACAGAAGCGCAUUUUCCCCAAAGAGAAAGGGAAGGACUUCCUGCGGGCUGCCCAGAUGAACAUGAACUUCACCACAUGGUGGCGCUUGAUGAUGAACAUGCUGCCCCCCUGCAGCUCCAUGACGGCCAUGAGCCCGCCCCUCUCCGCCGCCUCUGACCCCGACGUCACCUCGCCCCCCUCCCUGGAGAAGGCGGUGAUGACCCCCCCACCGGGAGGAGAGCAAACGGUGAUCAAGCUGAACUUCAGCGACGAGCGGCCAGUCAAGCCCCCGCGCCUCAACAUGGGCAAAGCUACCCUGGACGUGCCCUCGUUAGCGCCCCCAGACGCACCCCUGGCAAACAUGUCCACCAAGACGAAUCGCACAGUGGAGAAAAAGGAUAAGCAGCCGUCUUGGUCCAUACCUUCGGAGAAGGCAGGAGUGCAGAUGGAGGAUUUCCACUGCAUCUCAGUGCUGGGAAGAGGGCACUUUGGAAAGGUCCUGCUUGCUGAAUAUAAAAAGUCGGGAAAGCUGUACGCUAUAAAAGCCCUGAAGAAGGGAGACAUCGUGACCCGCGAUGAGGUGGACAGCUUGAUGUGCGAGAAGAGGAUAUUUGAGGCCAUCAACGCAGCGAGGCACCCCUUCCUGGUGAACCUGCACGGCUGCUUCCAGACGGCCGAGCACGUGUGUUUCGUCAUGGAGUAUUCCCCCGGGGGCGACCUCAUGAUCCACAUCCACAACGACGUCUUCUCCGAGGCCCAGGCCAGGUUCUAUGCUGCCUGCGUUUUGCUAGGUCUGGAGUUUCUGCACCAGAACAAAAUAGUUUAUCGGGAUUUGAAGCUAGACAACCUGUUGAUGGAUGCUGACGGCUAUGUACGAAUUGCGGACUUUGGGCUUUGCAAAGAAGGGAUGGGCCACGGUGACCGGACUUCCACAUUCUGCGGCACCCCAGAGUUCCUGGCCCCCGAGGUCCUGACCGACAACAACUACACCCGCGCCGUGGACUGGUGGGGGAUGGGCGUGCUCAUAUACGAGAUGCUGGUGGGAGAGUCUCCCUUCCCAGGCGAUGAUGAGGAGGAGGUGUUUGACAGCAUUGUAAAUGACGAAGUGCGAUACCCCAGGUUUCUGUCACCAGAAUCCAUCUCCAUCAUCCAAAAGCUGCUGAGGAAGAACCCGGAGAAGAGGCUUGGAGCGGGGGAGCAGGACGCCAACGAGGUUAAGAAACAGAAAUUUUAUCAGGGCAUCGACUGGGACGCCCUGCUGGCCAAAAAAGUCAAGCCCCCGUUCCUGCCCUCCAUCAAGGGGUCCGGGGACGUGAGUAACUUUGACGAGGAGUUCACGCGGCUGAAGCCCGUCCUGACGCCCCCCCAGACUCCGUGCUUCCUCACCCCCGAGCAGCAGCAGGUCUUCGCGGACUUUGAUUUCUCCAUGCUGCACUGACCCCCCCACACCCCCAGGGCAGACCCGGCGCCAGGCGUCCCCACAAACUCCAGGGGGGCCACUCUGAGGACUCCGCUCCGCCCUCGCGGCACAACUCCAGCCCUCCCUGCCACGCUUCCCUCCGCAAUAGGUUUCCAUCGACCGAGCGCUGGCUGGCGUUAAACAAUUAAGAACGGGCUGGUUAGAGACCAGGUUUCUCCAGGUGAAGCGAACUGGAGCAGCUGAUGCUGUGGCUUCAGGCUCUUUCCGGUUAAUAAAGACUCUGCACGGCUCCGGGGUCACUGGGGUCGUCUACUUUGCCUUCCCUGUGUAGGGCUUUGGUUGUCACUGUGAACGUCACCAUGUAUUGCUCUGCUGAGAAAAGUGAGGCUCAUUAAUGGUUUUGUUUUGUUUUCCCGUUUGUGGAUUUAAGUGUUUUUUUUUUGUUAUUAACUUGCUGUUUUUGUAUUCCUGGGGCCAGUGAUUGGAUGUAUGUAAUGCCUGCUAUCUUCGUCUAAUAACUUGUUACGCGUUUGUGGAUUGUUUGGAAUUCUUCUUGGAGGUGGGGUAUUGAUAUGACUCCAUAGCCAUGCUUGCCAGUGGCAUUGGGUAUAGUAACCACAGUGUACUUCUCCUUCAAACCUCCUUGUCUAAAUCCUUCAUACUACUCGCAGCAAUUAUGUGUUGUGUCUUAAAUGUCUGUACAGUGAAAUCAUUGUGUCCCAAAACAAAAAGCCAGAAUGUGCCAAUAUACUCAGUGAGGAAAACUUUUUUAGCUUGUUCUUUCUCCCAAAGACCUCCUGGUAUUAUAAGAUUUUUCUUUGAAUGACUGUACUGUCUCCCCAAACACCCUUAGGGCCAGUUUCAUGGACACAGAUUCAGCUUAGUCCUGGGCUAAAUUGAGUUUUGUAUGGAGAAUCUCCAUUCAAAAUUGAAUGUGGUGUAGGCCUAUGUUUAAUCUGUGUCUGUGAAACUGGCCCUUAAUGUUGCAAUUAGCAUCUGCGUGACUUGAGUGUUGAGAAGUGCCUCUGCUGUAGUAGGAGAAUAUGAACAGUACAUUUGCAUAAGAAUGAUACAGUUCUUUGACACUGAUAAAUUGCUGCGGGAACGAACACUAAAUCAGUUAAGGUAAUCAAAAGUCAGAUCAAGACAAAUCUAUGAAACACAAGAUAAAAUUGAAUGUCUGAUAGUCAUAGCUUUUGAUAGCAUUUAACUGAUAGCUUAGCUCUUUAUUUCUCUUCUGUAAGAGCUGCUUUGUGCUUCCUAGAAAAAGCUGUUAUUGCACUGUUACAAACAGCCAUUAGCUUGUCGAUCUCUCUGUCCUGAACUGCCCCAUAUACCGAUAGUACCUGAAUGCAAUCACAAUCGUCUUCCAAGACUCUGAGAUGACGAGAGGUUUUAAGUUCCAGUGAAGCUACUGUCCGUGAAGUUUAAUUUUGCAUUCCUUUGAAAUCACUUGAAAAUGUUGCUGCCAAUGAAGUGUGCUCUGUUGUAUGUAUACGUAUGUGAUUUACUACUGAAUUAUAAUUUAUACUGUGAAAUAGGAAAAAACAUGCCAUUAUAAUUGUAGGUGAGAUUGUUUUAUUCUGUCCCUUCUGUCUACAUAUGAAAAAUAUUAAUAAAUAUCUUUCUCACUAAAGUU